UAAUUAUUGUAAUUAUAAAAUAAUAUUUUCUUGGAUCGGUUUAGUAAACCGACUGAUCCAGAGUUAGUUCGGUUUAAUUGAAUAGGAAUUGUGGCCCAAUAACACGACGAUGGCCCAAUUCUUUUCUUCGUCGUUUUGUUUUUACAAGUAAGAAAAAAAAAUUCCCAAAAGCGACACUUAACGAACUUUAGAGAAAUUCGAAAACCCUAAUCGAUUAGAGAAGAAAUCGAAGGAGCUAUGUCAGAUCCUUACGAGAGCGUGAAAGGUGGAAGACUAGCGUUCAAAGGAGGUGAUCUAGCCACAAGGAAAUCGAUCGAGAAGAAGAAGAAGCAGAAGAAGAACAAGGAGAAGCUCGAAGACGGUGCUCAGGGGGAACUAAAGAUGGCUCCAGACGCUGCUGGAGAAGAUAUUUACUCAAUUGAUGCCGCGAAGAAGAAGAAAUACGAUGACCUUUUUCCUGUGGAGGCGAAGAAGUUCGGUUACAUUCUCAUAGCGGAUAGAGAAACCGCACUCAUUCUAUAGAGGA
Molecule: messenger RNA, 526 nt
Organism: Camelina sativa (false flax)
Lineage: Eukaryota; Viridiplantae; Streptophyta; Magnoliopsida; Brassicales; Brassicaceae
Source: RefSeq, a predicted model, not a curated record